Molecule: messenger RNA, 3549 nt
Organism: Danio rerio (zebrafish)
Lineage: Eukaryota; Metazoa; Chordata; Actinopteri; Cypriniformes; Danionidae
Source: RefSeq, a predicted model, not a curated record
UCUUUUAGAAAUUUUCCUUUCAAUGAAGCCACUAUUUGCUCAAAUGAUGUCUAUAUAUAGCUACAUGUUCAAUAGACAGUCUAUUCACCAUAUAUUUUUUGUUCCUGGAGCUGUUUAUGGUCUUAUGGCUUAACAUAAAUGCCGUGAUGUACCAUUUGAAAUGAAUCACGGCAUUCUGAAGGCAUGCUUUUGUUUCCCCAAGUCACUGUAUCUGAUCGCUUGGUUUCACCCGGAGGUUGUUUUUCUCGUUUAAGGUGCAGCAGCAGUGGAUGGGGUCGCGCGGGACUAAUUUACACACAGCUUUGAUCUACAGACUCAUUAUGCGCGUGCGUGUCCCAUUUACACCAGCUCCGCUAAAACAUGCUCAUGUGCAGGAUCUUACUACUCCAGACAAAGCGAGAGAUACUUUUUGCUUGUCUUAUUCGUCAAGAUUGCUAGUCGAUUGAGUUACAUUCAAACUUGCGAUCCAUUCCAGACGAUAUGUGAUCCUGCUCCGGUUUUCGGCUUUCCCUAUUUUGUAACAGAAGCGGAGCGCGCGCGGGUGUAUAUUUAUUUUUGGAGAUACCGAACAGUUAGAUGGAUACAAAAGACGUCAUUAAAGUGGACAUCAGCUCAACGUGGUUUUCUUAAGCUGUUUAUGAUCGCGUUUAUGAUUGCAUCAGUGGAGAACUGGACUUUCUGGAGCGUUUCUUAAACCUCAAGAUAUCAUUUUGUUUCUUGCAUAAUAACAAUAACAACACAUAUGGCACGUGCUGCGUAACUAUUAGUCUCUGCGCGCUUUUACGGAAUAGAUGGUUGGGAUUUUUAUCGCUGUAAUGUGAUGGACAUCAGUUCAACAUGAUUUGUUUUAGCUUUGAAUGAUCGUGGUUUCUUGAGCAGAUCCGGAGAAAAUGACUUUCUUUAGAGUCAUUUAAACCUCAAAAUAUAAUUUAGUUUCUUGCAUAAUGAUAAUAAUUAAUUACACAAUGGCACGUGCUGCGUAAAGUAUUCAUCCAUCCGCGCUUUAUUAUGAAUAGAUAGUUAUGAUUUUGUUAUUCUAUCGUGAUAUUCGCUGUACUUUGAUGGAUGUGUGAGGAAAAACAUACGUCUGUAAAGUGGACAUUAGUUUAACAUUAUUUAUUUUAGCUUUUAAUGAUUGUGUUUUUUUGGGCAGGUCCGAGGAAAAUUACUUUCUUGAGCCUUUUUAAAAAUAUAUCAUGUUCAUUCUUGCAUAUUUGCCUUAUAACAACAGGAACACAAUGGCACGUGCUGCGUAAAGUAGCCUAUUAUUGAUCUCUGCGGCUGCGCGCAUUCUUGUGAAUAUAUGUUGUGAUUUUUUGUGUAUUCUGAUUGAUGUGUGAGAGAAAAAAGACGAUUAGUAAGUGGAAAUCGGUUCAACAUAAUUUAUUUUAGCUAUUAAUGAUAAAUAUUACAUUCCUGAGCGAUUUUUACAACCUUAAAAUAUAAUUUUCAUUCUUGCAUAUGAACAACCACACAAUGGCACGUGCUGCGUAAAAUACUAUUGAUCUCUGCGCGCUUUCUUCUGAAUAGAUUAUUUGAUUUUUGUUGUGUGAUACUUACCUUAUUUUGAGGGUGGUGUAAGGCUAAAAAGUCGGGAAUGAAUUUCGAUCAGCUACUGGCCACAAUCGGUGGCUUCGGGAAAUAUCAGAAGCUUCUGUAUGUCUGGAUUUGUUUACCUCAGAUUUUUCUCGGGUUUCACAUGAUGGCGAGCGUGUUUACAGGCGCCACACCACCACACCGCUGUCGGGGUUCAACUUCAGGGAUGGAGGACUGGACUUUUACCUCCAAUCUUUCACAUGUGAACUUGAGCAUCUCCCGUCUGGCCGGAUUCGCGGACGCGUGCACGGCGGCUUCAGGAGUGAACCGGAGCGCGCGCACGAAUUGUGAGACUGGAUGGGUUUACAGCCACGAGGUUUUUCAGAGCACCACUGUCACUGAGUGGGACCUGGUGUGUGAUAAGAGAGGUCUGAGCAGUCUGGGCUCCUCCAUCUACAUGCUGGGUCUGCUUGUAGGAGCUGUUGUAUUUGGAGCAAUGGCAGACAGGUAUGGGAGGAGGUUUGCCAUGCUUGUGUCUUUGGCUCUUCAGACGGUGUUUGGUGUUGCUGCUGCCUUCGCCCCAAACUUUCCUGUUUAUGUCGGUCUGCGCUUCAUCAUAGGAAUGACUGUGUCGGGGGUGAUAAUCAAUGCAUUUGUGCUAGGCACCGAGUGGACUUGCACACAGAGACGGAUGCUGGCCGGCAUCUUCACCGACUACUUUUUCGGUUUUGGCUACAUGUUGCUGGCUGGUGUGGCUUUUCUCAUCAGAGACUGGAGGAAACUGCAGCUGGCCAUCUCUGCUCCUGGCUUUCUCUUCAUAUUCUAUAUCUGGGUUCUUCCACAUUCUGCCCGCUGGCUGCUGGUGAAUAACCGGAAAGAGGAGGCGAUUGAUCUUCUGCGUAAAGCAGCUUCGGUCAAUGGCCGCACCUUGCCUCCCACUGUUCAGGUGGAGAGAUAUGAGAGCCCACAGGGACGUAGUAAGUAUACAGUGGUCGACCUGCUUCGAACUCCACAGAUGAGGAAGAGAGCGCUCAUACUCUUCUACAUCUGGUUUGUUAAUGUACUGGUGUAUUAUGGUCUGUCUCUGGGAGUGUCUGACCUCGGCGCUGACCUUUACCUCACUCAGUUCAUGUUUGGAUUGGUGGAGAUUCCUGCCAGGACGCUGGUGUUGGUUCUCCUGCCCUGCAGUCGGAAGAUCCCGCUGAGUGUGUUUCUGGUCGUUGGAGGAGGAGCAUGUCUGCUCACCCUCACUCUUCCAGCAGACAGUGCUCAUGUUCGGACAGCUUUGGCCAUGGUGGGGAAAUUUGGAAUUACAGCAUCCUUUGCAAUCAUCUAUGUUUAUUCUGCAGAACUUUUCCCGACCGUCCUCAGACAAACAGGUAUUGGUGUUUCAUCUAUGUUUGCGCGGAUGGGUGGAGUUCUAGCGCCGCUAAUAAACCUGCUGGGCCGUCACACACCUGUUGUGCCAAUGCUGAUCUUCGGCUCCACACCUCUGCUAGCUGCAGCGCUCGCUUUAGCACUGCCCGAGACUGCCAGACAACCACUGCCCGACAGCAUUCAUGAUACAGAGAAGUCUACUCUGAAAUAUGAUGGACAAAUUCCUGUACAAGCCAGUCAAUCACCAAACAACACAGAAGGACAAGAACUGCAGAGUUUAGCAGAUGAGUGUAGAUAGACAGACACAAACACACACUUGUUUUUGUCAAUUGUGAGGACAUUGAAUAGGUUUCCACUGUUUUUAUACUGCACAAACUCUAUUUUCUAUUGCCCUAACCCCACCCUAUCCCCAAACCCAACGCUCCCAGAAAACUAUAAUUUUAAUUUUGUGAAAAAACUCAUUAUGUGGGAUUUAUAAGUUUAUUGAGAAAUGAGGACAUCAGCAUUGCCCUUAUAAUUCUCCACCUUCUUGCAAUACGUAUGUCAAACAGUUGAAGAUAUACAGUUGAAGUCAGUAUCAUUACCCCCCUGAAUUAUUAACCCCGUGUUUAUUUUUCCCCAAUGGAGAGAAGAUUU